Didymella exigua CBS 183.55 is the source of this 673-nucleotide messenger RNA. RefSeq lists its product as uncharacterized. Lineage: Eukaryota; Fungi; Ascomycota; Dothideomycetes; Pleosporales; Didymellaceae. The record is from RefSeq and is a predicted model, not a curated record. The transcript has a single exon. The annotation marks the transcript as partial.
CACGUGGUUACAUUCUCUGACAGUCUACAAACGAAAUCCAGGCUCAAUCGCAACGCCUCAGAAUCGCCCUUCCUCCAUUUACCGCCUGAGCUCAGAAACCGCAUCUACUCGUACGUGUCUACCAGCAUCACAUUACCCGUUUGUAAACCCUUUGGUCGCUGGGGCAGUUCCUGAACUGAGACUGACAGAACGCUGGCGAAAGCUUGCAGAUUAAUAUAGUUGCAGUUGGUCAACGUUGUUGCAGAGGCACCAGCAGCAGACAACGUCGCGUGUAGUCAAGGACUCUAAGCAGCAUAAACUUAACCCACAACAAGAGGCAGAGCUUGUAAAAUAUAUACAAGAACUCACUACCUGUCGCUUACUACCUACAAGAGAGAUAAUACGAAAUUUCGCCUCUGCUGUGGCGCAGGAGACGCUCUCUGAUAGCUGGGUCACUCGCUUCCUCUACUAUCACAACAACUGCCUCCUGCCACGUUAUGCCACUGCUAUGGACUCUGAUUGCCACUACGCCGAGUUAUAUACUAAGUAUAAACAGUACUUUAAUAUACUUUACCCCAAGAUUAAUAAGUACAACGUAGAGCUAGAAAACACAUACAAUAUACACAAGACGGGCUUUAUAAUAAGGGUUAUUAGCAGGUAAAAAAGAGUAUUUAACAAGCGUUAAUAUAAGAGG